Trypanosoma brucei brucei TREU927 is the source of this 3252-nucleotide messenger RNA. RefSeq lists its product as hypothetical. The transcript has a single exon. Bases 1 to 3252 code for a protein of 1083 amino acids. Lineage: Eukaryota; Euglenozoa; Kinetoplastea; Trypanosomatida; Trypanosomatidae. Gene Ontology annotation, molecular function: protein binding. The record is from RefSeq and is a predicted model, not a curated record.
AUGCCAAAGAAGAGUGAACCGGUCGCACCCGUCACCUCUGCGCGUUCCAGCUCACCCACUUGCAGGCCCCCUGUUCAUCCAAGUUCUUUGGGGGAAUGGGUAAAUGAUUCCGUUAAUCAGGAGAAUGUAAAGGGUGAGGCUGCCAACAGGUUUCAUCCAGAGAGCAUGCGGGGCGUAGACUCGCUUUUCUACCGACCACCUGUUCAACAGAUGAAGACCCCGCCACGUGGAGGUCCUCUUGGGGAGGUAAAUGCGGACCCACUCGGUGAACUUGAGGCAAUACUCACGUAUGUGGAGCACGUUACCGUUUCUCUCACACGGCGCGAGCGCGUCUCUCCACCACCGGAAUCCUUGCGCACGCUGCAUGGCUCACUUGUCACGUUCCGUCGCGCGGUAAACACGUCGGACCGUGAGAGCACAACAAGGCGGGCACUCGCUGCGGAGCUUCACGACCAAGCGGCCACUUUACUUGCGUGGAUUGCAAGACUGGAGUACGUAUCGAUUUCACAAAGCAUUUCCUUAAGGGAGCUGGAGAAGGAGGUUGGUGCAUCGGCAGCAAACAUCGAUGCUGUACUCGAUGCCAUAGAGGUGCGUUACCGCAAUCACGACGUGGCGGAUGUACAAGAGUUCUUCAUGGGGAGCAGGGAGACUUUGAAAAGCUGCCGCAGCGCCGUCAGUGAUCUAGUAGGAGGCGCACGUAAGGUGCUCGUGCUGCGUCGUGCUGUGGCCUCACGAGAAGCAGUGCGUGUUAAGGAGCUGUUUGGUGAGUAUUGGGGAAACAAGGGCGGGGGAGGGACAGUGCGGAUUGUAUGCCCGUUUGUUGAUUGGGUGGAGAAGAGUUGGUUUCCUGCGAUAGAAAAGUGGGAGGCGAUCGUUUCGGGGGCAAAAAAGGAGGCGGAGUUGGGUGACGUUAAGGGCGCGUUCGCUCGCGCGCAGCGGCUGGCGUUGACGGAAAGCAGUAUGAUAGGUAAGAUCAUUCAACCCGGUGAGACGUUAUCUGAACUCCUGCACCAGUACCUGGAGGAGCCCCUUGCAGCGGUGGAGCAAUCCCUAAAACGGAGGAAGAGCCGUAUGGAGGCGUUGCGGGUGGCCAUGACAACCAAGGAUGGGAAGAGGUUGGCGGAAUGUCUCUGUGCUGUCGAGGAGUUGCGCGCUGGAAAAGAACUGUCAGCCGAAGACACUGAACUAGCGGAGAAGGCAAGGAAGCAGAUUGUACAUCUACAGCAGGUAGGGAAUAUAACGAUGGCUUUGCGCUUGGCUGUUCAGGCGGGCGAAACGGUAACUCUCUUUCGUACAAUUCAUCAGGCGAAUGAGCUUUUGUUGCAACUUGGCAUUGUGGGUAACCCCGAGGCCGGUGAAGAGACGGUUCAGCGCUGUAAUACCUUGCUUAGGGAAAUGCAGAAUCUUCCCUCUGGAGUGUCGCUCACAGACUUCGUUGUGAAGCGUGUGAACCCUAUGAAAAUGAACCUUGCGCACGUGCCCUCGCACGUUUGGACGUCGGAAACAACGGCAGCGUACCAAGCGGCCUGGCAGCGGCUUGCUACCCGGGCGAUGCAAGGUCUUUGUCGCUUUCAACACGAAAGUGAUCCUGAAUCUGAUAGCGGUACUGCCCAUGGUCUACACACAAGGAGCAAUAGUGGGUUGAGUUGCGGGUCGCACAGCGUCAGGGGAGGCGGAAAUGCGAUCGCGGCGUUCACACGUACGCGGACUCAACAAACUGAGGUGGGAAAUCCACAAAAUGAAUGGUCACAUGUACAAUUUGGUUCAUGGGUCGAACCAGCAGCAAGCGAACGAGCACUAGCAGGAAGGGCGCGUUCCUCUGAUGUGGAUGGAUUUAAGCUCAAGAUCCACUUCGAGGCGCAGUUGCGCGUGCUGCGAAUCCAAGGAACUGAAACGUGCACCUUUGAUGAAGUGUAUAAGAGGGUGCACGACUUGUGCACACAGCAGACGGCGCUGCAUCAUCGACCAGCGGGGCAGAAACUCCGGUUACGAUAUGAAGAUGCUGAAGGAGACUGUAUAUCCCUGCUUACGCAGGAAGACUGGAACGUAUUUAUUAGUGAACAAGCACCUAGCGGACUGCGUGGUGCAAAACUAGAGAUCUACUGUGACUUCCCGCCGGUACCCUCCCAAAGUACACUCGAUCGUACGCCGCUUUCAACUACUUCAAAGGACGGAGGAAGCAGCCCAACCGUUAAGAAUACCCCUCAGACCACCACAUCUGCGCGGUUAGCGACGGGCGGUACACAGAUGAAACCGCUAUUAGAGUCGGACCAAGCUAAGGGUGCCAAACCAUCACGGUGUCAGAGUGCCGGCAUUGCUCACCGUAGGGGAAAUGGUGUUUCUAGAUUAGUGUCGAACAGACGAGUUUCCCAUGACGAUUUCCAUGUUCCGAAGCAGACUCCAAAAACGCCUGCAGGCAUGGGAACUUCUGCAGAUGGUGGAAAGGAUGCGCUUGAGAUUGGGGUCCCAAGAGACUUCGACGCAGCAGUCCACGAGAGGGAAGUGCCAAAAAGGAUUGGCGCGGCACCUUCAGUGUCGUAUACGCAACCUCGCGCGUUUCCUGUGAAGCAAACAACCUCCUCUGGUAACGCUAUGCGUGUCUCACCUAAGGUUGGGAGGCCGUUGGGAACUGCAGCUGAAGCGAAGAAGUUACGAACCCCACCAAAGUUAGUUGGAGGUGACGUGAAAAAUGCAGUGCGUGGAGCUGGACUUGCGGGGAACCUGGCGGUAGAGGAACCGGUUGAGGCCAUUGAAGCUAAGAAGUGGAAGGAUGAUGAGACGGGAAUGGAGUCGGAUGUUGUUACCUCAACUAUAAGCCAAGCACGAACCCCCAUUUCGCAAAGGAAAGCUCCUUCCAGGGUGGUGUCUGCCAUGAAGCAAACUGUCCCUAGAAGCGCAGUAACUGGGCACCAUGUCAAUUCCCGCGUCAGAAACGCACCCGUGGGUGGCAUACCGUGCGAUGCAGCAGUGGUGGAAGAGAAGCGUGAGUGGAGUGUAUACCAUUUUAGGCCAAGUGAAAUUCACCCCGUGGCGAACGAUCGGGAGGAAACACCGCCGUCAGUGGGAAGUCGUGUAAAAGGUGCUCUCGUUACAGAGCGUUUAAGCGGUUCUAGUUCCACCUCCAUCCCGAAUUCGACAACAACCCUUAAUGGUGGUGCCAAGAAGGCGGAAGCUCUGAUUAGGUAUAGACAACUACGCGAAGAAAAGCAAAGAGCUCUUAAGGCUGCUGUUCAGAAACGAAUUAGUAAGUAG